AAAGAAGAAUGGAGGUGAAGGCAAGAUAAAAAAACACGGAAAGCGAUGGUAAUUGCAAUGCCGGAAUCGGUGUCGUCUACCGGAGGAUGUGUUAGGUGACGGCCACGAAAUGAUAAUGGCAAACAAUACUAGUUUAGCCUGGGACACCGGCAACUAUUCAUUCAACGACACGUACGAAGACGGAAACCAGUUCGUCCUGCCGCUGUGGAGGCAGCUUAUAUGGACGUUCCUCUUCGGCGGGAUCGUGAUAGUGGCGACCGGUGGUAACCUCAUAGUCAUAUGGAUAGUGCUUGCUCACAAACGGAUGCGGACCGUGACCAAUUACUUCCUCGUCAACCUGGCGAUCGCCGACGCCAUGGUGUCGAGUCUGAACGUCACCUUCAGCUAUUCUUACAUGGUGAACAGCGAUUGGCCCUUUGGGAACGUCUACUGCAAGAUCAGCCAGUUUGUCUCGGUUCUGUCCAUUUGCGCCAGCGUAUUCACAUUGAUGGCAAUUUCAGUCGACAGGUACAUGGCAAUCAUGCAUCCUCUGAGACCUAGGAUGGGAAGAAGGAUGACCCUGUGCAUAGCCGGUAGCAUCUGGGUCCUGGGAUCCGCGUUUGCAGUGCCGAUUCUAAUAUUCUACACAACCCUCGUCCAGGAUUUCCCCAACGGUGACACGAGAGUGAUAUGCUAUGCAGAAUGGCCCGACGGCUCGACGACCGAGAGUUAUCAAGAAUAUAUAUACAACGUGUUUUUUAUGGUCAUUACCUAUUUCGUGCCGAUCACUUCGAUGUGCUUCACGUACGUCAGGGUCGGCAUUGAACUUUGGGGCAGCCAGAGCAUCGGAGAGUGCACGCAAAGACAAUUGGAGAACAUCAAGUCGAAAAGAAGAGUGGUUAAGAUGAUGAUCGUGGUCGUCAGCAUAUUCGGGGUAUGCUGGCUUCCUUUUCACAUAUACUUCAUCAUCACGUCGUACAUGCCGGAGAUCACGAAUCUCUCCUACAUCCAGGACCUUUACCUCGCCAUUUAUUGGCUGGCCAUGUCAAACUCCAUGUACAACCCGAUCAUCUACUGCUGGAUGAACACCAGGUUUAGGCGAGGCUUCAAGCAAUUUUUUUCCUGGUGUCCUUACGUCUACGUUCCCCCUGAGGGCCUGACGAGGCGUGAAGCUGUCACAAGCCGCUAUAACUAUUCCUGUUCUGGAUCACCAGAGUCCCACUACAGGAUCGUUCGAAACGGUGCUCAACACUGUGAAUCUAGCCUACAAAGACCUCUGGCACGUACGAAAAGGCACAAUGCAUCGGGGAGCAGUCGCGAACACAAAUCCGUCUGGUUUAACGACGAUUACUGAUGGAUAUCACAACAAUUUCCGUUCGAGAAAGACAUGGCGGCAUGGCGAGGGAUCCUGACAGGACGCCCGGCGGAGGCAAGCGCCUUCUCAGACAUGGAUUUAAUCUCUGAACAAGCGAUUCGUUCCUAAUUGAUUAGUCACAUGUUAAUCAAAUCGAACUGACCACGGUGUUAUUUAGUUGAAAUUCAUAUUUAAAAAAAAAAAUUAAUUGAGAAUGUGAUAUUCAUUACAGAUUUCUUUUUAUUGAUUUUCCAAGCAAAUUUGGUCUUUUGUUUGGAAAAUUAUUACCUCUUAAUACUCUUAAACAUAUCAAUGAACUUUGU
Molecule: messenger RNA, 1656 nt
Organism: Cimex lectularius (bed bug)
Lineage: Eukaryota; Metazoa; Arthropoda; Insecta; Hemiptera; Cimicidae
Gene: TkR99D
Product: tachykinin-like peptides receptor 99D
Exons: 7
Coding region: 110-1333 (407 amino acids)
Biological process (GO): G protein-coupled receptor signaling pathway
Cellular component (GO): plasma membrane
Molecular function (GO): tachykinin receptor activity
Source: RefSeq, a predicted model, not a curated record